Messenger RNA from Myotis brandtii (Brandt's bat), 2688 nucleotides. It is a transcript of the gene FLVCR2, whose product is annotated as feline leukemia virus subgroup C cellular receptor family, member 2. Gene Ontology annotation, biological process: transmembrane transport; heme export. Gene Ontology annotation, molecular function: heme binding; heme transmembrane transporter activity. NCBI's taxonomy places the organism in Eukaryota, Metazoa, Chordata, Mammalia, Chiroptera, Vespertilionidae. The record is from RefSeq and is a predicted model, not a curated record. Gene Ontology annotation, cellular component: membrane. Bases 323 to 2068 code for a protein of 581 amino acids. The transcript is spliced from 10 exons.
AGCGAACGGAGUCCGGGAAUUGGCUGCGCCAGGAGCUCAGUCUCUCCUGGACCGAGGCGCUGGACGCGGCCAGGACGCCUUAGGAGGACUCCAGGCACCGGCCGGGGGGACAGCGGUCAGGACAGCGGCCCACCCCCCGGAAAAGUGGGGGCAGAAGUUUGGAGGUGAGCGCUGGGAGCCCCGCGCGCGGCUGUUACGCAGGACUGGACCUCCGUUUCUUCUGGGGCGGACCAGGGCCACUGCCCCGCCAGCUGAGGCCACUGCCCCGUAAGACUGCCGGAGCUCUCAGCGCCUGUCCGGGGCUCCAGGGGAGGCCGUGGUCAUGGUGAAUGAAGGUCGCAACCUGGAGGAGCGCGAUGACACCCUUGAGCAGCAGUCCGCGCCGCCGGCGGACCCCAGCAUUCCCGCCCCACCUGCCAUCCCCACUGACCCCAGCGUCUCGACUCAUCCCAGCGUCUCGGCUCAUCCCAGCGUCUCGGCUCAUCCCAGCGUCUCGGGUCAUCCCAGCGUCUCGGCCCAUCCUAGUGUCUCGGCCCAUCCAAGUGUCUCGGCUCAUCCCAGCGUCUCGGCCCAUCCCAGCGUCUCCUUCCACCCCAGCGUCUCUGCCAACCCCAGCGGCUCAGCCUUCCCCGGCACCUUGGCCCACCCCGGUGACUUGACCCAACCCAGUAGCUCCGGCCGCGAGGACCUCAGUACGAUCAGGGUGAGCAGGCGCCGUUGGGCGGUGGUCCUGGUGUUCAGCUGUUACUCCAUGUGCAACGCCUUCCAGUGGAUCCAGUACGGCUCCAUCAAUAACAUCUUCACGUACUUUUACGGGGUCAGUGCCUUUGCCAUCGACUGGCUGUCCAUGGUCUACAUGCUGACCUACAUCCCUCUGCUACUGCCGGUGGCCUGGCUGCUGGAAAAAUUUGGCCUUCGCAACAUCGCCCUCAUGGGCUCCGCUCUCAACUGUCUGGGGGCCUGGGUGAAGUUAGGGAGCCUGAAGCCACAUCUCUUCCCGGUCACGGUGCUGGGCCAGGUCAUCUGCUCUGUGGCCCAGGUCUUCAUCCUGGGCAUGCCCUCCCGCAUCGCUUCAGUCUGGUUCGGGGCGAAUGAAGUCUCCACGGCCUGCUCCAUAGCUGUCUUUGGCAACCAGGUUGGAAUUGCGAUUGGGUUCUUGGUCCCUCCUGUUUUGGUACCCAAUUCCAAAGACAAGGACAAGCUUGCCUACCACAUCAGCAUCAUGUUCUACAUAAUAGCAGCUGUUGCCACCCUGCUUUUCAUCCUUGUCAUCAUCGUCUUCAAGGAGAAGCCUAAACAUCCUCCCAGCAGGGCCCAAUCCCUGAGCUAUUCCUUAGUACCGGAAACUUCGUACUUAAAUCCCAUCAUCCGGCUCUUCAAAAACCUCAACUUCAAGCUGCUUAUCAUCACCUAUGGUCUGAAUACUGGGGCUUUUUAUGCCUUGUCCACUCUGCUGAAUCGCAUGGUGAUCUUGCACUUUCCGGGGGAAGAAGUGAAUGCUGGAAGAAUAGGCCUGACCAUUGUCAUUGCAGGAAUGUUUGGGGCUAUGAUCUCAGGUAUCUGGCUGGAUAGGUCCAAAACCUACAAGGAGACAACCCUGGUGGUGUAUGUCAUGACUCUGGUGGGCAUGGUGGUGUACACUUUGACCUUGCCCCUCCAGCAUCUGUGGAUAGUGUUCGUCACCGCUGGCACAAUGGGGUUCUUUAUGACUGGCUAUCUCCCACUGGGAUUUGAGUUUGCUGUGGAGCUGACAUACCCAGAAUCGGAAGGCAUAUCGUCUGGCCUCCUCAACGUGUCUGCCCAGGUAUUUGGGAUCAUCUUCACCAUCUCCCAGGGCCAGAUAAUUGAAAACUAUGGCCCCAUGCCCGGGAACAUCUUUCUGUGUGUGUUCCUCGCCCUUGGAGCAGCCCUCACUGCACUCAUCAAGGCAGAUCUACGGAGGCAGAAAGCGAACAUGGAAUUUCCCGAGAAUAAACUCCAGGAGGAGGAGGAAAAGGUGGAGAAUGUGGAGAAAGCAGACAAUGUCACCAGCAAAGCACCCACCACUCUGUCUGAGGAGCAUCUCUGAGACGAGAAGGGGUUUGCAACUCAGGGAACACGGACACCCCCACCUCUUCCGUCAGCACAGCUCACUGCCAGCACCAGGGUCUUCACAGGGGCAGCUUGUGGAGGGAACCAGCUGGAACACUUGUGGCUUGGACGGCAGCGCCUAGCUUCUGGAACCCACUCAAGAGCCUGCACGGUCUAGUUGGGGGAAAUCGCACCUUUCACCACAUGCAGAUUCGAUUCCCGCCCCUCCCCUUGUAGGUUCUGGGAGCUGGUGUUGGGAGAGGCUGGUGAGUCGUGGAGUCAGUCCUGGCUUUGUGCCUUGCCUUCCCUCUUCACCUCCAUCCCUCAUGGAGAAAGCCUGCAAAAUUAUCAUGGAAAGAAAGCUUAUUCAGAUAUUAACUUUUUCUAGUGUCUCAAGACCCUUAGAAGCCCAAUUCUAAGGAGCGGCAGCUGCGCUGGAUGAGGGUCAUUCUGGGGUCAUUGGACUAACCUCCAACAUUCUGUGGGAGAGAAAGCACCAUCGGAACAAACCCGCGGGUCCUCUGGGCCUCUGUUCUUCUGGCCUAAAGUUGGGGGCUGUCUCCAAACCCUCUUUCUUAAGAGCUGAUCAAACCAAACAUCAAUAAAACUUGAGAAAGA